Molecule: messenger RNA, 3167 nt
Organism: Grus americana (Whooping crane)
Lineage: Eukaryota; Metazoa; Chordata; Aves; Gruiformes; Gruidae
Gene: INPP5A
Product: inositol polyphosphate-5-phosphatase A
Exons: 15
Coding region: 65-1480 (471 amino acids)
Biological process (GO): phosphatidylinositol dephosphorylation
Molecular function (GO): inositol-polyphosphate 5-phosphatase activity
Source: RefSeq, a predicted model, not a curated record
CGGAGCGUUCGGAGGUGCAGGUGCCCCCGGGCUCCCCGGUGAGGCACCUUCGGCCCGGCUGCUGAUGCACGGCGCCCCGCCUCACCGGAGCCAACAGCCGCGCUGCGCCGCCGCCGCCUCCUGCGCUUCCAGGGGAGACCCCGGGGGAGACCCGGCGGGGCCGGCAGACCCGGGGCCCGCUCCCGCCAGGCGGCCGCACCGCUCCGGGCCGAAGGGCAGCGGGGCCGGGUCCCCGCGGGAGGCAGCGCCCGGGCACAGACCAGCCCCCGCCCCGCGGGGCUCUCCCCGCGCCGCCCGCACCGGCAGCCCCGCACAGCCAGAAAAUUUGCAAAAGAAUUGGCUUCGGGAAUUUUAUCAGGUUGUACAUGCACACAAGCCUCACUUCAUGGCUUUGCACUGUCAGGAAUUUGGAGGAAAAAACUACGAAGCUUCCAUGUCUCACGUGGACAAGUUUGUUAAAGAAUUGUUGUCAAGUGACGCGAUGAAAGACUACAACAGAGCUCGAGUUUACCUGGAUGAGAACUAUAAAUCACAGGAACAUUUUACGGCUCUAGGAAGUUUUUACUUUCUUCAUGAAUCUUUGAAAAACAUCUACCAGUUUGAUUUUAAAGCUAAGAAGUAUAAGAAGGUUACUGGGAAAGAAAUCUACUCAGACACUUUAGAAAGCACACCGAUGCUGGAAAAAGAGAAGUUUCCACAGGAUUAUUUCCCUGAGUGCAAGUGGUCCAGAAAAGGUUUCAUUCGAACAAGAUGGUGUAUUACUGAUUGUGCCUUUGACUUGGUAAACAUUCAUCUUUUCCAUGAUGCUUCCAAUUUAAUUGCUUGGGAAACAAGCCCAUCGGUUUACUCAGGAAUACGGCAUAAGGCUCUUGGCUAUGUACUUGAUAGAAUUAUAGAUCAACGGUUUGAGAAAGUUUCGUAUUUUGUCUUUGGAGAUUUCAACUUUAGACUGGAUGCCAAAGCAGUAGUAGAGACACUAUGUGCAAAGGCUACAAUGCAGACUAUCCGGGCAGCUGACACAAAUGAAGUAGUCAAGCUAAUAUUUCGUGAAUCUGAUAAUGACCGAAAGGUUAUGCUACAAUUAGAAAAGAAGCUCUUUGACUAUUUUAAUCAAGAUGUGUUUAGAGAUAACAAUGGCACUGCGCUUUUAGAAUUUGACAGAGAGCUGUCAGUCUUUAAAGACAGAUUGUAUGAACUGGACAUCUCAUUUCCUCCCAGUUAUCCAUACAGCGAGGACUCUAGUCAGGGAAAGCAGUACAUGAACACGAGAUGUCCAGCCUGGUGUGACAGAAUCCUGAUGUCCCACUCAGCCAAGGAGCUCAUUCUGAAAUCAGAAAACGAUGAGAAGAUAGUAAUAUAUGACCACAUUGGGCCAAAUGUCUGCAUGGGGGAUCACAAGCCUGUGUUCCUGUCCUUUCAAAUAGCUGCUGGGGCAGGUAAACCUAUUGCAAAUGUGCACAAGUGUUGUGUCGUGCAGUGAUGUGGUGGUAAAUAUCAUUUUUUUCCUUUACGUUUAUAUUUUCUACAUCAUUUCCCCUGUGUUUAUUUUUCUUUUUAAAAAAAUGCCAAUUCUGCAACAGGAAAAAGAUGCCUACGAAAUGAGAAGAUUUUCCGUGAAACCACACUGUAGCAAGGAGGGGAAGGAAUGCACAGUAUACUGAAAUGCAUAAUCGUAACAACUAUUGAUAAAUCAAGUCCCGAGUGCCACAUUUUUAGACUGCUGAUCGUACACUAUGCUUCAGCAUCUGGACUCUGUUCGAGAAAAGCCUCACAUACCUCACUGUCUUGUAUGUUCAUGUGACAUCAAGUAGAAAUGUGGAAUUAUUUUUUAUAUAUAUGUCACAAUUCUGUUGCCAAAACUCUAAAUAGACAGCAGAGAUGUUAUGUAUUUUAGAUUUCACAACUUUCAACUUUUAAUAAGUGUUUGUCAAUGUGGAAAAGCUAUUUCAGCACAUUAUAAACUUUUAAAGGUGUCAUGCCUAACAUUAUAAAUCUUUACCACUUUGGGGUUUUGUACAUUGGAUUGUAUAGAUAGAGAUAUUGAUGGUUUUAAAUGGUAUUUUCUUUGUUGACCAAGGCUUAUGGUUUGUGUUUUAGUUUUAGUAUUUUGUUUUUCAUUUUUAUAAUUUUUUUUCUCAUGUUAUUUACUAUACUGCCAUGUUACAUGGUUUUUGAAUCACACAGCAGCUGCUUUCUAUACAUACAUAUAUAUGUGUGUAUAUAUGUAUGUAUGUGUAUAUAUACACAGAUAUAUAAAUAAUUUAUAAACCUGACCAAAACUUACGCUAAAUAUACUUUCCAAUAUGAAUGCUUGAGAGUGCCAUAUCAGCAGUUAGUGUUGGAGUCUUAGCAGGUUUAGUUAAGUGUACAUCAACAACCAACAUUUAUAUAAUAAAUAAUAUAUAGCAGUGCCAUCCUGGAUACAGAUAUAUAGCAUACUAUAUAGCACAUAUAUUAGUAGUUUCACUUUGUUACUCCUAUUAUCCCUUCUUUCUAUGUAAUAUUAAGGAUUGAAUGUGAAGUUCUUAGCUAGGUUUGGGUGUAACUUUCCAGAAUUUUGUAAACUGUUUUUGUCCGUCUUUUGUUACUGUUUUAUGGUGCCAAGUAUUCUAUAUUGAAACAAUAACAACACGGGAGAAGAACAUAAUAGUCUGCUUCAGGUAGCAACUGUAUUGGACACAGACUGUAUUUAUACAGUGUUGAAGAAAAAAAAAAAAGACUGUAAAUUUUCCUGGUUAGUAGCUCAGUGCAGCCUACAAUAUAAUCUUGUUACGAACAUUUUUCUCCCACCACUAAAUACAACAUUAAAAGGUGAUUAGGGAGUCUGUUGAUGAAACACAAAUGUAUGUUUUAUUGAUUUAAUUUAGAACACUACAGAGUUCAUGGACUGUGUGAUGGCAUUAGAUUGAUGCUUGAUUUCGGUAUAAAUCACUACCAUUGAAAAUUAUUUGAUGUCCGCUUGCAGAAUGUUUUCUCAACAGUACAAUCUGGGUUUAUAUUAAGUACUGUUGCCCAAAGGGUGUCUGCAGCUCUGUAUUGUCGUUGUGCCAUGUUGCAUUAUAACCACACAGUAAUUCUAUUUAAGCGAACUCAACUCAUGAUAACUUUGAAGGCCUUUAGAAAUGAGUACUCUGGUUCUCAAGCAAUAAAACUGAUCAUGGUGAAUA